Messenger RNA from Orycteropus afer afer, 363 nucleotides. It is a transcript of the gene CGA, whose product is annotated as glycoprotein hormones, alpha polypeptide. Gene Ontology annotation, biological process: positive regulation of steroid biosynthetic process; thyroid hormone generation. The transcript has 3 exons. Gene Ontology annotation, cellular component: follicle-stimulating hormone complex; extracellular region. The coding region runs from base 1 to 363 and encodes 120 amino acids. Gene Ontology annotation, molecular function: follicle-stimulating hormone activity. Lineage: Eukaryota; Metazoa; Chordata; Mammalia; Tubulidentata; Orycteropodidae. The record is from RefSeq and is a predicted model, not a curated record.
AUGGAUUACUACAGAAAAUAUGCAGCUGUCAUUUUGGUCAUAUUGUCUGUGUUUCUUCAUCUCCUCCAUUCCUUUCCUGAUGGAGAGUUUGCAAUGCAGGGAUGCCCUGAAUGCAAGCUAAAGGAAAACAAAUACUUCUCCAGGAUGGGUGCCCCAAUUUAUCAGUGCAUGGGUUGCUGCUUCUCUAGAGCAUAUCCUACUCCAGCAAGGUCCAUGAAGACAAUGUUAGUUCCAAAGAACAUCACCUCAGAGGCCACAUGCUGUGUGGCCAAAGCAUUUAUCAAGUCCACAGUAAUGGGAAAUGCCAAAGUGGAGAACCACACGGAGUGCCACUGCAGCACCUGUUAUUAUCACAAAUCUUAA